AUGUGUGACGCUGCUUCUCAACUGAUCUCCAUUUUUAGCCAAGGAAUGUGUGCUACCAGAAGAAUAAAGAGCGUAAUUCUUAAGAAGAACGGGCUGAAGAAAAUCGGUUUCCAAAGAUUGGCUCGAUUAUACGCGUGUAUGGGGUACAAGUCAACUAACAAAAUGUUCGAAACUUUUGCCAAAGAUUUUGACAUCAAAUUAUUGACAUGGAAAGAACAGGUAGAGAAAGAUGUGAAAAAAGAAAGGGAAAUUUUGUCAAAGUUGAGUGAGCUGGAUCCGAAUGCUGAAGAAGAGAUUAUUUCGGAAGCCAAUAAGCUUCAAAAACACCGAGAGAGUAUGCAUCCGUCGUACUCAUUCGCAGGAGAUAAUGUGGACUUUAUUAUAAAGCCCAGACAAAUGAUGAAAUCUAAACAGAACAAAGACUUCCAUAUGUUUCAGAACGUUGCAUACGAAAACAGGAUUUCACCUAACAAUCUAAGCUUUCUUCCAAGUGCAAUGGAACAAACAAGUUUAGCUGAAGAAAUCACUGUUAUGGUAUGUCAACUAUGGGCGAAGUACAUUCCUGCUUUGAGUUGGUUCAAUGAUUAUGUUCCUACACACAUUCCUCACAAGCACAUGGAAGAUGUUAAGAAGAAGACAAACAAGGUAAAUGAUAGUAAUUCAUACGCAUUUCUGAUUAACGCAUUGCUGAGAAUAUAAAGAAUGGUUACAUUAUUUAUAUUCUUUAAAGGUGAUCUACAGUCCGUAUGUAAACAAAGCCUUUGUUUACAUUUUUGCGUCCAAAAUAUUGAGCUUUAUUCGACAACUAUUUAUAUUUUCAAGCUUCUAGAGUAUAAUAAAUUAUCAAGAAACAACAAUCAGGCUUUGAAGAACCCAAAACAUAGUUAAACUGUUUGUAUCAUAAAAAGUGGGCUCCUUUGUGCACAUGCGCAGAUUGGACUGUAGGUCACCUUUAAAAAAAUUGCCCUGGAUUUUGAGACUUGUCCCAGGAAUGCAAAAAUGCAGGCCAUAUAUAUACCCCUCCAACCCAAAUAAGAAAUUGCUUACAACAGCACUGGGGUACAAGGCAUAUUUUAAUGAUUUAGCAGUGGGGGGCCAUAACUGAAGCCAAGCACCGAAAGCACAAGCCUUCCAUGGGGGUCCGGGGGGAUCCUUCCCCGCGAAAUUUUGAAAUCUGGAGUCUCUGAAAUUGCCAUUUCAUGCAUUUUUGGGAGGCGAAUUUAAAUAAUUCUGAAUACUAAAAAAGUAGCCUGCGAACAGACUCUCAAGCUGAAUUGAGAGCCUGCAUCGAUGACUAAUGAAUUUGAAUAUCUGCGUCUCAAAUCGUGACGCGAAAUUCUCAUUGGUCAGAUGCUAUAAUUUAUAUUAUUCCGCUGAGCUCUAUAUAUGUCAACUGCUAAGCACUAUGCAUAAAAAAAAAACACAUUAACUGAUCAAAUUGGUCUUGGCCAUCUUAUCUCAAAGCACGAAAUGUUCUGUUUUGAGAAAACAGUAUUUAAAACAUUUAAACUUUUGCUUCAAUAUCUUAUAUUUCGAAAAACAGUAUAAACUGUACAGUCUAAAUUUAGUUUGCAUGGUCUAAAUUUAGUUUGCACGAAAGUUGUAAAUAACACCAUAUAAGGAUAGACAUUCCAUAUUUGGAAAAACGAACGUUACGGGGCAGAUAUUCAAAUUGAUUAGUCAUCGAUGCAGGCUCUCAAUUCAGCUUGAGAGCCUGUUCGCAGGCUACUAAAAAAGUGAAUGUUUUAUUUCAAUAAAAAUUUUUAUUAACUUAUACAUAUGAUAUAGCAUCUGAGUCAAUUCCAUUUUGUGGACAUUACAAUCAGAGACAGAGGCCAAAAAUUAAAAUAAUAAUUUGCAUUACUUCUUGUAUAUAUUAAAAUAUAGUCAUUUUGUGUUUUUAAUUAAAACUUAAUUUCAAACCAUAAAAGUCAUAAAAGCAUUAAUAUUUCAUCAAAUACAUACAAAGUCAUACCAUUCACACUGUAACGAUCCAAUGUAUUAUUGUCUGAGGUAACAGUUUAAAUGCAAUAAUAUGUUAAAAGGGCCCAGGGAGUGGGGGCAAUUUUGUGUGAGUGGCCCGGCCAAAUUGCCCCCCCCCCCAGUAUAUAUGUUAAAAUAUGCCUUCCUGGGGUAUAUACAACUAUUUUAAUACAUUUGUUUGCAACAGGUACAUUUAGGUGUUCUUCGGAAAAACGAGCAAUACGAGGAAGAUAUGAUAGACAUAUUGGAGUGGAUUCACAAAUAUGUUCCAGGCCAUUCAGAUAAGGAUGAUCAACCUGGUACUUUAGUAAAAGUAUUAAAUGGCGGUGAUUACCUUACUCAUGAGCGGAACAAAUCAGCACAAUCAGCAAUGCAAGAUGGAAGAACACCAUCUGCAAAACUACUUGGUCUAGUAAGCAAGUUUGAAGAUUUCCACAGUCAAUGCGAAUGGUUAAAGGUACAGUAUAAAUAUUAACCAUUAGCUCGCAAUAGCCCAAACACCCAUAUUUUAGCAUUUUACUCUGUCUAACACCAGACAAUGUUACCCACUUGUUGAAGAGUGUUAACAGUGCCUCUUGUUAAACCAUUAUCUUUAAAUGAGCCCAAAUGUUCACAUUUAGCACCUUUGCUUUGUCUAUUACCAGACAAAUUAACUUCAGCAGAAGAAUAAUGCAAGUAUAUAAUUAGAAAUAAUUAGAAAUAAUCUUUGUCAUAUGUAGUCUUUAUGAGAAGCAACUUAUACUAGUGAUCAGGAUUUUGCCAUUAUUUUUAGAUAUUGCCCAUCAUAACCAAAUGAGAAAUUCUUUCCACUUAGUAAUCAGAUGAAAAGUGUUGCUACAUCUGUACAUCUUAAUCAUUAGAGUAAGAUGUACAGCUGUAGCAACACUUUUCAUUUGAUUACUAAGAUCAUGCAGUAAUUACUGGAAACAAUUUCUCAUUUGGUUAUGAUUGGCAAUAUCUAAAAAUAAUGGCAGAAUCCUGAUCACUAGUAUAAGUUGCUCCUCAUAAAGACUCUAAGCUACAUAUGACAAAGAUUAAAAUUAUUUCUACACACACCCACAUCAGCCACCAUAUAAAUGAGAGUUGUCUUAAAUGCUGUUGGAACUAAUCCAGCUAUCACUACGAUUUAUUUAUCGUGGAAUGGGUAUUGGUAGGAUGUGAUAUAAGCCUAAAUGCUUCAAAAUGUUCAUCCAACGGAACAAUUCUCCCAAUCUGUCUGUCCAAUGGACAUGAAAGGCAGCCUCAGCCUAGACAUAGGCCUUUACUCGACUUUGGCAUUAGCAGGUGGCAGCUGCUAUGGCAUUAGGCUAAUGACAUUACAGGGUAGAAAUGGAAGGCUUUUGUCUAGGCUGAGGCAGCCUUUAAAUCCAGUGCUAGGUUAUGCAUCAAAGCCACAAACAACCUCGUACCCAGGCUCUUUCCUGAGGAAAGAGCCUGGGUACGAGGUUGAGCCAUGAAGUAUUUUUCUGAAAGGACGUAAACUUUAAUCUGACCAUUCUUAGAAGUGUAUGAUAAAAAUGCUGGUGAAAGCUGUGUACAUUAUUUAUUGAAUUUUAUUCACAAGUAUUCAAUGGUUAAAAGUACUGUUUCUUAUUUUAAAGGUCAUAUGGCUGCAUUUAUAUAGUGUAUCAUCUGUAAGAGAUCCUGGAACUCUUUAUCAUGCAAGAAAUUUAAUCUGUGCAAGAAAUGUAACAAAGGAUCCUUCCAAGAAUUAUUAUGCAGCAAGUGAGUUCUUAGAUAAGUUUGGUGAUGCCUAUUUGGUUGCUGGUGCUCUUGAUCAUUUUGGAAUGACAUCAAUGAAUGAUGAACAAACGGUUAAUAAAUAUGAGGGUCUUCCAAAUGAUGAAGAGGCCAAACAAAGCUAUGUUCAGAGAACUGUUCGAAAUUUUAUUGACAAACAUGUCAUGAAUCAAAUGCCACAGCAGGAAUCUGCAGUGAUGAUUGACAACAUGACUUGCCGGUACUGUGGUAAGAAGUAUGUACGAAGAAGUUACCUUAAUAAACACGAGAAGGAGCCACGUUGA
Paramuricea clavata is the source of this 4007-nucleotide messenger RNA. NCBI's taxonomy places the organism in Eukaryota, Metazoa, Cnidaria, Anthozoa, Malacalcyonacea, Plexauridae. The record is from the annotation of a GenBank genome assembly.